Messenger RNA from Xiphophorus hellerii (green swordtail), 2977 nucleotides. It is a transcript of the gene larp4b, whose product is annotated as La ribonucleoprotein 4B. NCBI's taxonomy places the organism in Eukaryota, Metazoa, Chordata, Actinopteri, Cyprinodontiformes, Poeciliidae. Gene Ontology annotation, biological process: positive regulation of translation. Bases 578 to 2866 code for a protein of 762 amino acids. The transcript is spliced from 17 exons. Gene Ontology annotation, cellular component: cytoplasmic stress granule; cytosol. Gene Ontology annotation, molecular function: mRNA 3'-UTR binding. The record is from RefSeq and is a predicted model, not a curated record.
ACGAAAGGGAAAGGAAACGCCGACUUCUCCAUUCCAAAAUCCUCUCUGCCUCAUCUUUUAGCACCAACGGCUUGUUUGAUCAAUUUGAAGCUUUGAGACGCUCUCUCCUUGGCUUCAGGGCUACUUUCGGUCGCUUUUCGACUGCCUCUUUGCGCAGAGCCCGCUGUUGGCCUGGAGAAAUCCAUCACCGCUUGAGAUUUGAGGCGCCAGAUUUAUUGAGCCCGAGUGCACAAAGUUGAUAGUUAGCCACCUAGCUAACUGUUAGCUCGCAGCCCUUUUUUGGUUCCAGCUUCGGGGGCGUCGUUUUGCGCUACAUUUGGCUCCCGACAGCUAGCAGCUACACCUGAAUGCUCCUUUUGGUGAAGUUUAGAGCUGCUGUCGGUAGAGAAGGCGCUCCAUAUUGGCUGCUCGCUGAUAAGUCAGCGUAAAAAGCCCGGAAGGAAGCCAAAGUGAAGGCCCGAGUCCAGCAACACCAAGAGCCGCCUCCGUCAGUGUUUGUACCGCCGCGCAGUGAGAGUUGACAGCUUACUUGGUGACACAGAGACUUCUCCCUGAGGAGCCAAGAAGCAGACGGCUCAUGACUUCUGACCAGGACACGAAAGUUGUAGCUGAACCACAGGUGCAGCAAGUACAAGAGGCAAAAGAGAACUCUCAUUUGGAAUCAGCCAAGGUUUCAGACCUCAACCCCAAUGCGAAAGCAUGGGCCAACCACAUGUUUAGCCUGGACACCAGCGGGACUGCUGACACCACCACUGCUGCCCUGCAGCCAUGGAAGGAAGGCUGCGAUAGUUCGGCCGACCCCGGCCCAGAAGGCUUUGAAGCCAGUGAGGACAAAGCUUACAAGGAGCCUGAGCUAGCUGACCCAGAUGAGCCUCCACCAGAACCAGUAAUGCUGGCAGAGCCGGCCCCGGUUGCCACCGUCACACUGGAGGGCCCCGAGCCCGCCUACCCAGGGUACCCCGACCCUGGGCAGCCUGGGCACACAGGCAGUGACUCUCCGCCUGACAACACCCAGGAGGGCUUAAGAGAGAACCUGAAGAAGACCCUGGAGUUCUGCCUGUCCCGGGAGAACCUGGCCAGUGACAUGUACCUCAUCUCCCAGAUGGACAGCGACCAGUACGUGCCAAUCGUGACGGUGGCCAACCUGGACCACGUCAAGAAGCUCAGCACUGACGUGGAGCUGAUAGUGGACAUUUUACGAUCGUUGCCAUUGGUCCAGGUGGACGAGAAGGGGGAGAAGGUGCGACCCAAUCAGAACCGCUGCAUCGUGAUCCUCCGAGAGGUUCCAGAGAGCACGCCUAUAGAGGAAGUGGAAGCCCUUUUCAAAGGGAACAACUUACCCAAGUUUAUCAACUGUGAAUUUGCCUACAACGACAACUGGUUCAUCACCUUCGAGUCAGAAGCAGAUGCACAGCAGGCAUAUCAGUAUCUUCGUGAAGAAGUGAAGACCUUCCAAGGGAAGCCAAUUAAGGCGAGGAUAAAGGCGAAGGCAAUCGCUAUCAACACUUUCAUGCCAAAGAACGGUUACCGGCCAGUGGAGGUGAAUCCCUACGCUCAGCAGCAGCAGCAGCAGCAGCAGCGCUACACGUCCUACUACAUCCCGCCUGUUUACAGCCCGCAGCAGCAGUUCCCUCUCUACAGCCUCAUCACGCCGCAGGCCUGGUCCACCACGCACAGCUUCAUCGACCCAGCUCUGGUCACCCCCUUUCACAACAACCAGUUCAUCAACGGAUUCACCACGUCACACAGCUUCAAACCAGCAACGUCGCCGCUCACCGUCAGACACUUCUCCCCCAGGAACAGGAAUCACAGCAAACCCCACCUGAGGUCGAGCAUCCCCACGGCGGACCGCAGCUCCGGCCUCCUGGACAGCCCCAGCCUCUUCCCCGGCUUCGCCAGCGAGAGGCUGAACGGGGUCCGCAGCAGCCCGCCGGCCCGGCUCCCCUCAGGCCAGCCCAGAACCAGGCUGCCCUCCACCGCCGCCUUCCCCCGCCGCGAUGCCGCCGGCACCGGCCGCGUCACCGAGCCGCUAAUCCCAGAUUAUUCCCUCGGCCGGGGAAGGAAAAAGAGGGAUGAAAAGUUUACGAGAGCGACUCCCCAGUCGCCGCCGCCCAAGCCCCCGUCUCCCAGCUUUGAGCUCGGCCUGUCCAGCUUCCCGCCGCUGCCGGGCGCCGCUGGGCAGCUGAAGGCGGACGAGGCGUUCGACAGCCGGCUGGCGAGCAGCGUGGUGCUGGGACCCACGAAGGAACGGACUGUGAAUCCGGACCCCAGCGGCGGCACUGUUCCUCCAGCCGGGCCCAAAGAGCCUCUCCGGUCCUCCGCCUCCCCUCUGCCUCCCAGCUUCCAGCCCCCCCCAUCGACCCCGACCGCCCCCCCGACCUCCACGUCGACCCCCUGCACGCCGCUGAGCCCCGCCCCCUCGGCCUUGCUGGAGGUGAAGGAGGCAAAGCCGAAAGAGGCGCCGCUAUCGGUGGAGCGCGUUCCCGGCACGCUGUCCACCGCCAGCAAAUCAGUGCAAGUCAACGGCGCCGCCACGGAGCUGAGGAAGCCGUCCUACGCAGAGAUCUGCCAGCGAGCGAAGGACGCCCCCACGCCGCUGCAUUCAGCCCCCCUAAAGGAAGCCAAGCCAAGCUGCGCUUCCCCCGCAGGCGAGGAGAGGAAGUGCAGCGAUGCCUCCUCUGUGCCGUCAGGGGAGCACAAACCCAGAGAGACUUACCACCCGCCCUCCAAAGCUGGGCCCGCCUCCACCUCUCGGCCCCUGAAGGAGGGUCGGAGGCCGGUGGGGCGCUGGGCCUCGCCGCCCCCCCAUCCAGGGAAACCCUCCAGCAGAGACGCCCACCACACCCCGCCCAAAUCGCCGCAGUGAGGCGGACCCUCCUCUUCCUCCACUACGCUCCACAGAAGUCUAAAAAAACGAGUCAGGGCUACUCCACUUCUCCCCCAGUAUCACCAGUCGGCAACAAGCAUAGAGGACGCC